This is a messenger RNA of Acomys russatus (golden spiny mouse), 954 nucleotides long. RefSeq names its product olfactory receptor 8H1-like. NCBI's taxonomy places the organism in Eukaryota, Metazoa, Chordata, Mammalia, Rodentia, Muridae. The coding region runs from base 1 to 954 and encodes 317 amino acids. Gene Ontology annotation, cellular component: membrane. Gene Ontology annotation, molecular function: odorant binding; olfactory receptor activity; G protein-coupled receptor activity. The transcript has a single exon. Gene Ontology annotation, biological process: sensory perception of smell; G protein-coupled receptor signaling pathway. The record is from RefSeq and is a predicted model, not a curated record.
AUGAAUACUUGGAAUCACACAAAUAAACCUGACUUCAUCCUCACAGGAUUGACAGAUUCCAAGGAAAUCCAGCUGGUCCUCGCUGUGCUGUUUCUCCUAAUAUAUCUGGUCACUGUCCUGGGAAACAUAGGCAUGAUACUGAUAAUUUGUCUAGAUGCCCAGCUUCACACCCCAAUGUAUUUCUUCCUCACCCAUCUGUCAUUGCUCGACCUCAGUUACUCCACUGCCAUCACUCCUAAAACCUUACAGAACCUGCUUUCUUCACACAAGAGCAUCUCCUUCGUAGGUUGUUUCACCCAACUGUACAUUUUCAUCCUCUUGGCAGCUACUGAAUGUUUUCUACUUUCCUCGAUGGCCUAUGACCGCUAUAUAGCUAUCUGUAAUCCUUUACAUUACCCAGUUAUUAUGUCUUCUCGACACUGCCUUACUCUGCUCACUGGGUCCUACGUGAUUGGAGCUGUGGAUUCCUCUGUCACUGUGCUUGACAUGAUUACACUACAUUUCUGCAAGUCCAAAGUCAUCCAUCACUUUUACUGUGACACAUCUCCACUUCUAUCUCUGUCCUGCAGUGACACACAGGUAGUGGAAAUCAUUAUAUUCAUUUUUGCAGGUUCCACUAUUCUGGGCUCCCUUAUCACAAUAUCUGUAUCCUAUGUGUCCAUUCUUUCUACUAUUUUGAAGAUAAAUUCUUCUUCAGGAAAGAAAAAAGCCUUCUCCACUUGUGCCUCUCAUCUCUUAGGAGUUACUGUCUUUUACAGUACUCUGAUUUUUACUUAUUUAAAACCAAGUAAGUCCUAUUUUUUGGGAAAGGACCAGGUGGCUUCUGUUUUCUACACCAUUGUGAUUCCCAUGCUGAACCCACUCAUUUAUAGUCUCAGAAACAGAGAAGUCAAAAGUGCUGUUGUUAGAUUACUGAAGAGGAAACAAGGGUCCAGGAAAUUAAGCAGCCAGUGA